GACAUUUGUAAAGGCGCAUGCGCCGGCUUUUCAUUGUAAAAUUAUAGCCCCGAUCGGUUGAAAUCGCUAGCCGCUCUACAAGAAAAAAAAUUUCGCUGUGUUUUUUAUAUUUGGUGCGUAAUGUCGACUAACACAGAAAAGGCUAAUACACCCAGUCCCUCUUAUUCAUCUGAUAGCAAUGAUCACGAUUUUGCUGUCACUGCAGAAAUGAUGGUGGAUGGAGAAGAUUACGAAAACACUUUAGACGAGGAGGAAGAGAUGGAUGACGAAGAUGGGGAGGAUGAACUUGCUGACUUGCAAAAAGAGGGAGAAAUGCCAAUAGAAGAACUUUUGGCAAUGUAUUAUGGUAACUCAACAGAAGCGUCUGAAGUUGCACCUCAAGAGAACGUCACUGAUAACUCACCUAAAAGUGAGGGAAUAAAUACAACAAGCAACCCGUUAAAUAAUGAGACACAAGAUGAAAACAAAGAUAAUGAAAUUGAUCCAUUUUUUAAUCAACGAAUCACACGUGGAUUAGCUGCAUUGAAUUCACAAUAUUUUGAAGAGGACUUCUCAUCUGAUGAAGAUUAUCAACCAACCCCAGAAGACUGGAAAAAGGAAAUACAACUAGGGAAGGAAUAUCAAGCUGUAGUUCAAGACACAACUGCUCCAUAUGAACCUAACGAAAAAACAUGUGAUAUGGAUGAUAAACUGUUAUGGAGACCUGGUAUAGUGAGUAAAAACCAAUUACAACAAUAUUUAAACAUAGUAUAUAAACUAACUGAUGCAAACACACAAACGGCUGAUCAUGAUGAUGAACAGGCGUUGUAUACUUUACUGCAAAUGAAAGAUGUUGAAAAAGCAUUGGGACGACGACAGGAACAGGAACGACAGCCUCCGGAUGUUAGUCUGUGGUCUGAAGAAGAAUGUCAAAAUUUCGAGCAAGGAUUGCGAGUGUUUGGUAAAGAUUUCCGCCUCAUCCAGAAAAAUAAAGUUCAAACGCGCACCGUGGGUGAGAUCGUACAAUUUUACUAUUUAUGGAAGAAGACAGAGAGACACGAUGCGUUUGUUACGCAGACAAAAUUAGGACGGAAAAAAUACACUCUACCUGGGAUAGCUGAUAUGAUGGGCCGAUUCAUGGAAGAGACUGAGGGAAUGUUUUCCAGUCGUUCGGGAAGUCCAAACAUUGAACAACAAACCACCGUUAAUUAUGCAAAUAUAAGUUUAAACCAAUCAGAACCUGCAGUAACGUGUAACGGAAUAAAAGAGGAAAAUAACUUCGAUAAUUAUGAAAACCAUAAUGGUACUUAUUACGGUAAUUAUGCAAACGCUACUGCAAAGCCGGCACCGAACACAAAUAACACAUCGAACGCGGAUUCAUGGAGGACUUCCCCGAACCCUAUAUCCGUAGGUUCCGUCAACUAGUUCGUAAAAUUAAUGAAUAUCGAAUUUUUUUUAUAGUUUAUCAUGUUUUAAAGGUUAUUUAAAUAAAAACUAUUAAAACAGAAAAAAAUAAUCAAUAAAAUUGCCGUUCCUGGUAAUUAUUAACACGGAUUACCUGAUUUCCUUAUUCGAGCAAAAAAUCACUUAAGAUUUGCGUUCGCCACAAGCUGCUUUCGUGUAAGCCACUUUAUUUUAAAACCAACAGCUCGUUUCGUAUGCCCUUUAAGUAAAAUGACGAUUUUUUUUAUAUCUAAUUUAUGUAGAUAUAUAUCAGAAUUCUAUGUUCGUUCCCUGGAGUCACUGUGAGAUUAUAGAACACUGACAAGUUGUCUUUACAUGUGUCAGGGAAUGGUGAAAGCCAUCUCGUUACCAAACUUUUGAACAUACUCGUUGCUUUUCCAGUCAUUUCAGAUUUCUUAAGAGUAAUUUUUUGUAUAUAUUGUUUAUAUAUUGUGUCCGUAUUUUAUGUACGUAAAAACUCUCCCCGAAUGUUAUUUAGUUCUUCCUAUUUCAGCUUCGUAUUUCAUCUAGCUUAAAUGGAAAAAUACCAAAGCCUUUUUAUUAGGUGUCUUUCGAGUUAUAGAUAUGUUGGUCGUCUUAAUUUUUUAGAUCGACUGUUUGCUCUUCUUUUGCUAGAAUAACGCCCUUCUGAAAUUAUUGAAAAUUUGGAGUAUUCCGCUCCCCCGUAUAUUUUUACAUCUUCGAUGUUUAUUAUAUUAGCCUGGUGUGUCAAAAUCUGUAUUAAAAUCCAGGCUGAAUGUUUUUUAACGUAAUUUAUUUCUUUAUUUUAUACUGUUGUCACGUUGAUAUAUAUUUGUAGUGGUCAUAAACUGUCGUGAAGAAAAUAGAUAUUCACUCGAUUUAC
Molecule: messenger RNA, 2287 nt
Organism: Hydractinia symbiolongicarpus
Lineage: Eukaryota; Metazoa; Cnidaria; Hydrozoa; Anthoathecata; Hydractiniidae
Product: mesoderm induction early response protein 1-like
Exons: 11
Coding region: 121-1404 (427 amino acids)
Biological process (GO): negative regulation of transcription by RNA polymerase II
Cellular component (GO): nucleoplasm
Molecular function (GO): histone deacetylase binding; transcription corepressor activity
Source: RefSeq, a predicted model, not a curated record